Symbiodinium sp. CCMP2456 is the source of this 540-nucleotide messenger RNA. The record is from the annotation of a GenBank genome assembly. Lineage: Eukaryota; Dinophyceae; Suessiales; Symbiodiniaceae.
AUGGCCCGAUGGCAGGGCUUCCUUGGGCCGCGCCUCCUGGGAAAUCCGGAGCUGGCCGAUGGUGCCGCCUCGACAGCGCGCCCGACCGCAAGUGAUGGCCAGGUGGCAGUGCCCAGAGCGAUGGAAGCUCCAAUGCAGGCACCGCAUCCGAAUGGUGACGUGAGGUCCAUGGUUCGCGAAGCGGCGCAGACAGUGGCGGCUUCCAUGCCGCAAAGACCAGCUGCCCCGCAAGCUCCGGUGCAGUUGAUCAUACAGAACAGCUCAUCUGUCACGACAUCGCAGCAAGUACCCGAGAUGCCACCAGAACCGCCAAAGAUGCCCCAGCAUAUGUGGGAGCUGUCCCGGAAAGACCUGGUUGACUUCUGGGCCUCACCACUGAACCGCGUGUGCCUCCUGGGCCUAGCUGGCUUCCUGCUCUGGAUCUACCACGACAACACCCAGCACAAGUGGCGCAUGUCGCAACUCCAGCAGCGGAUAGAUUCCAAUCCCUUCACCAAGCUCGUCGCAGUUGCCUUUGGCCCGUCGUCGUGGCCGAAGUGA